AAAACUUUUAAUGUGCAAAAGAUUCAGAUUCAGUAGGUAUAGACAGGAUCUAGGAAUCUGCACUUUCAACAAAUGUCCCCAAGUUAUUCUGAUACAACCAGUCUUUGAAAAUUUUCAACUCUUUCGCCAAACAAUAAUAGCAAGGACCUGAAGGAUGGCAUCACCAGGUAAAUGGUUUAACCAAUAAAAUGUUUUUAUCUCUACCUUGAAAUUGAUUCUCAAGUCAAAUUCCACCUCAAUAUUUGCUGAGUAUUAUUUAAAUUCAUUGGUGUUAACUACUUUUUAAAUUGCUUUUAACCAUUUAAAAACCAUAAUAAUAGCUAUUAUUAUAGGAUAGCUACUAUGUUCCAUAAGCUAUUAUGGCAUUUCUACACGUCUCUUAUUAUCCCAUUUUAUAUGAGUUUCAGUUAAAUAAGUAUAGGUAACUAUCAAGAAGUGAUAGAUUUGAAAAUCAAAUACAUCUAUAUGUUACUAAAGACUCAGUUCUAUCGAGUCUAUCUAUAUCUCCCACUAAUUAUAUCUUAAUAAAAGCAAAACCAGUAAAUAGAAAUCCAGAUUUGUAAAUAAAGACAGGGAUUCUUUCUCUUAAAUUAAAUAUUCCUCACUUCAGAAAAAGACUGGGUGGCUUAGUCAGUUAAGCAUCCAACUUCAGCUCAGGUCAUGAUCUCACAGUUUGUGGGUUUGAGGUGCUGACAGCUCAGAGCCUGGAGGCUGCUUCUGAUUCUGUGUCUCCCUCACUCUCUGCCCCUCCCCCACUCGCGCUCUGUCUCUGUCUCUCAAAAAUAAAUAUUAAAAGAAAAUUUAGAAAAAGACUGCAUGGGAUUUCAUUACAUGAUGAACUUUGACAGUACAAUUUAAAUACCUUAACAAUGGCAUGGCAAUCUGAAAAGCAAAUAUUAGGAGUCCUUUCCAAAGCAAAUAAUCACUGUCUUAAUCAAAAUCACCAAAUAUUAAGAACUGCUUCAGAAUUUACAGAUCUAGCAGUGAUUCUCAAACUGGGCUGAAAAUUAAGAAUCACUUGCAUAGCAUCUUUAAAAAAAAAAAAAUCUAGGCUUCACACGAGUUCUUCUGUAUCACAAUCUCUGGGGUAUGACCUCCAAAUCUUUAUUUUUAUAAAGCUCCCAGGGGCUUCUGAUGAGUAACUAGUGUUCAGAAGGACUGUUCUCCUAACCCCAACAUUUUACAAGUAAAUAAAUUGAGGACCGAAAGGGUACGAUCCGCCUAAAACAUACAACUUGUUAUUAGCACAACAGGUUGGAAAAAACAAUUUCCUAACUCCACAUUUAGUGCUUUUAAUACCAACUCAAACUUUUUUUUGUAAAACUGUACUUUUUUCUUCACUACUGAUUAGGCCCUGCUGAUUACUAUCCUUGAGCAACUUAUUCGCUCAUCUGCAAACUGGGAUUAAUAACAGAGCCCAUCUUUUAAGAGUUGCUAUGAGGAUUAAAUAGUAUAAUAUUGCCUCGCAUAUAUCAAGUGUUCAUUAGAUAGGUUACACAGCCCACUAAAAAAGCAUGCCUUUUUUAGCUGGAGAGGAUUUAUGGAACCACUAUAAUCACAAAAUGAGCAAAAAACUCAUGUUUAGCUUUGGAAGCCCAAAAGGAUUUUAAACUCAGGGUAAGGUGAUGAUCGAGAGCGUGCCUCGUUCUCGCACACCAUUGUUUCUCGUAAAAUGCCCCAGAAUCAUCUAGUGAAUCAGUUUCUACACGACAACCAGUAAUUUGUAUUUUUUUUAAGCUCCUCCCUACCUCCCCCUUACAACCAGGUGCUUCUCAGGCAAACCAUGGUUUAAUAACCUUUAGUAUACACAAUCCUUGGCCACAGCAAAUGGCCUCUCGAAUCCCAGCAAAACUAUCCGGCUCUUUAACCGGAAGAGCAGCGUCAUCACACCCUGAUGCAAACAACAGCUGGGGACGGCUGUGCACAGGAAUCCUGAUCGCUAGGGACGGCCUCGACCCUCUCAUCUCCCAAGAAACUUGGAAAAUUACGAAAGUGCUGUCCCGUAAUCCCCGUGGGUAGACUGUGCUGCCUAGGUGGCCAGGAAGACAUGAAGUUAACUCAACAGCCUCCUUCCCAAAGGUAGGCGCCAGAGAAGAGCGACCCUGGCUGUGAACAGGCCGACCGGCGCCAGAAAGGUUAACGACCCUCUUGCCCCGUUCCUAGCGAUGGCCAAGAGCCUCCACCACGCCUCAGGCCAGCUGCCGGAAGUGCGCCACUCCGGCCUGCUGAGGGUGCCGGGAGUUGUAGUUAACUGGCUACUUCUCUUGCGUCCCAAUUCACCUUCUUCUCAAACAAGCAAAUACCUUGAAACAGUUAAAGAAAGGCUCUUUAUAAGAAACAAAUCCAAUCCUUCCUUUUCCAGCUGGCAAAGGAAACUCUGUCAGAGUUCAUCCGUAAUAUCGGACUACAAGUCCCAGCAUGCUCUGUAAGGCGGCCAGCGCGCCCGGCCACCGUCGUAGGUGUGGGCUGCUUGAAUGGAACGUCGGGCGUAACGCAAAGCCUUACACCGUCCGCGCGGCCGGUACCUGCUCCUCUGGCGUGAGUGCGGCGCGUGGGUCGUGCGCGUGCGCGCUCGCCGGAGGCGCGGGGCGGGUGCACCGGGCCGUUGCGGGCGCGAGGCUGCUGAGGUUGGCGGCAGCGGUGCCGCGCGCCCGUAAGACCGGUAGUUGCGGGGCCUCUCGCUUCGCCCCGGGCUGCUGGCAGCCGUGGCGGCCACCGGAGACCGCAAGGGGCGGAGGAAAGCAGGGGGCGGCGGGGGCCAGCCUCGACACGCAGAGGAUCAGCCGAGCAUGCCCCGAGACAACAUGGCCUCCCUGAUCCAACGGAUCGCCCGCCAGGCGUGUCUCACCUUCCGGGGCAGCGGGGGCUGCCGCAGCGCUUCCGACCACGGCGCGGCGCCGGGCUCCGAGGCCCCUAUGCCUCAGGGCUUCCCGGAGAACCUGAGCAAGCUGAAGAACCUGCUGACCCAAGUCCGCGCGGAGGACCUGAACAUCGCCCCGCGCAAGGCCACGGUGCAGCCGUUGCCGCCCAACCUACCACCGGUCACCUAUAUGCACAUCUACGAAACCGACGGCUUCAGCCUCGGCGUGUUCCUGCUCAAGAGCGGCACGUCCAUUCCGCUUCAUGACCACCCGGGCAUGCACGGCAUGCUCAAGGUGCUCUACGGCACAGUGCGCAUCAGCUGCAUGGACAAGCUGGAGGCGGGCGGCGGGCAGCGGCCACGGGCCCCGCCGCCAGAGCAGCAGUUCGAGCCGCCGCUGAAAGCCCGGGAGCGGGACGCCGUGCGGCUGGGCGUGCUGCGCUCGAGGGCCGAGUACACCGAGGCCAGCGGCCCCUGCGUCCUCACCCCACACCAGGACAACCUGCACCAGAUCGACGCUGUGGACGGGCCCGCCGCCUUCCUGGACAUUCUGGCCCCGCCCUAUGACCCGGACGAUGGCCGGGACUGCCACUAUUACCGGGUGCUGGAGCCUGUCAGGGACAAGGAGCUCUCCGGCUCGGCCUGCGACCUGCCCCGAGAGGUGUGGCUCCUGGAGACCCCUCAAGCCGAUGACUUCUGGUGCGAGGGGGAGCCCUAUCCAGGUCCCAAGGUCUUCCCUUGAAGCCGCCAGCGCCCGGUUGCCGUGGGGCGAAGACGUGCCCUGUUCACAUCUGGGCCUGGCUACCCUCGACCCACCAUAAGGGCUCUCUCCCUACCCGCAGGCCUGGGCUUUGGAUCUACUGGAAUGGGCUGUAGCUGCUUUCUCCGGAGCCGUGGGAAGCACUGGCGACUGGAGUGCAGCCGCGGGGUCGGGUUAAGGGGCGGGGAAGGCUAGUAGACUAGGUUGUUUCCUGGCUCUGUCACUGCCAUUGGGGUUUUGAUUUGGGGGAAAGGGGGGCAGGGGACUAUCUGAAGCGCUUCCAUCCUAAAGCCAUAAUGAAAAUAGUCUUUUCUCUGUUCUUUAUACUAUACAAAAUACACUAAAAGCCCCCACACCCCCUACCCCGGGUAAAUAGGAUUUGUUUUCCACCUAUGUCCCUUUUACUCCUUAUUGCUAUAAUUCUAAUUUAUUGAUUGCAUGACCCAGUGGUUUGAAUUGUUUUUAGUUCAAGUCACUGGUAAAAACUAGGUUUAACAAGAUGAGCUACUAUGUAAAGUGAAAAUUAGAUCAUUUUUCCAGAGUUGGAGUAUCACCCCCAAAGCAUAACUAUGCAUGUAGAGGACAAGAUUUGUUUUCUUUCCUCCUCUUGCCCGGUAGCCACAUCUGGUUUACUCUGGCAGCAUCUACCAAGAAAUCCAGCGCCUGCAUAUCUCAGUGACAGAUGAUCACCUAGAGCUUAUUGUCCCCUUGAGUCUCCAGAUCUGGGAGUUAAGCAGAUUUCUUGUUGCAGAUUCACCUUUAAUGCAAAAACUAUAUUACCUUCAAAUGACUUUUUUCAUUUUGGAGGGAGGGUCUUCGUGAGCUUUAAGAGGCGAUAGGUUAAUUCUGGGUUUUCUAACCAGAAGAUUCAAAGGAGCUGAAUCGCCAUGCUUCCAAACAACUGAAUGUAAAACACUUCUAGCCAGUUGUUGAAUUCCAUGCCCCUGUUUACUUCCAGUAUUUUCCUGCAAAAAUAGAGAAAAAUGUUGAUGACUGUUUCAAAUUCUCAGGAGCUCUAAUGUUCCAGAAGGCUGCUGGUUCCAGCUGUGUUGUUUUGAUGGCAGUGUUCUCCCAACAGUAGUGAGCCAGAGCUUGCCUCAUCUGGUGUGGUUUCUAUAGGAAGAGAGAAGGCACACAUGAUCAAGGCUACAGAAUAGAGAAUUACCUAUACUCCUGGCCAUUUUAGGGCACCAGAAUGAAGGACAAAACACUAACCAACCUCUUAAACAGUUGUGCUAUCUGUAACUAGUUUUAUUUUUGUCCUUUCGGUAAGCUCAGCAACUUUACCUUGUUUACAAAUGUAUUUACACCAUUUGCUUCAGGCUAUGGAGCACUAUUGUUUCCCUCUUUUUACUAUUUAUAGGAUUCCUUUUUCACAACACUUUUAAUAAAAACAAACUGUAGAAAUAAACACAUUAAAAUCUG
Messenger RNA from Leopardus geoffroyi (Geoffroy's cat), 5045 nucleotides. RefSeq names its product 2-aminoethanethiol dioxygenase (gene ADO). The record is from RefSeq and is a predicted model, not a curated record. Gene Ontology annotation, cellular component: mitochondrion. The coding region runs from base 2790 to 3602 and encodes 270 amino acids. Lineage: Eukaryota; Metazoa; Chordata; Mammalia; Carnivora; Felidae. Gene Ontology annotation, molecular function: oxidoreductase activity, acting on single donors with incorporation of molecular oxygen, incorporation of two atoms of oxygen. The transcript has a single exon.